UGUGGUUCACUUUUUUGACAGAACGAAACUGGUCUUCAUUUAAGUCAUUUUGUUUUCAUUAAAAAAAUACCGAAAAUUUUUCAUUACGAAAAUAAAAGCAAAUUUUUCCGCCUUGUAAAAUGGUUGCACACAUAGCCAAUCAAUAUUAUGAUCAGGAGUCUAUUGUUUCUGAGCCGUGGCCAACCGAUGCGAAACUGUAUCAGCCGAAUGACGACACUCAAAUUUUACUGGCUGAAAGUGCAAGUUGCCUCGCCGUUAAAACCUAUCUGAAGAUGUGUAAUCUGGAUUACGAAGUGAAGACCUGUGCUAAUGCAGAAUUUAUGUCGCCCGGAGGUCGAAUGACCAAACUGCCUUUUCUUCAAUGUGGUGCCUUUGUUAUUCCAGAAAUGGAGCACAUUGUCAGCUUUGUUGAAAGCAAGGGAAAAUCAUUAACCGACGACCUGAAACUGGACGCCGAUGAAAAGUCGGAUUUGCGAGCGUAUUUUUCGUUGACGGAAAAUAUUUUCUCACACGCCGAGUUGUAUGUCAGUUGGAUCGAUCAAAGUGUUUUGGAGAAAGUGACUCUAAUACGGAACGGGUCGGCGUUUCCAUGGCCAUUAAACCAUUUGCAGAAUUAUCGAAAAAAGCAACAAGUGCUGAGACAUUUGAAAGUGUUUGAAUGGUCGGACAUCACAAUCGACGAGGUGGCUGAGAAAGUGGGCAAGUGCUGUGAGAAUCUGUGUGAGAAACUCGGCGAGAAAUUGUUUACGUUUGGUGAUCUACCAACCGAACUGGAUGCACUGAUAUUCGGACACAUUUACACCAUCAUCACCACAGACUUACCGAACAAUAUACUUGCCGAAACCGUAAGAAAUUUCCCAAAACUCUUAAAUUUCUGUAAUCGGAUCGACAGAGCCUAUUUCACCGUCAAAAAGUAGCCUUCUGUGAACUAUCUGUUGAAUUUACAAAUAAAUCAGUCAACGUUUUAAAUCGCUUUA
Messenger RNA from Bradysia coprophila, 977 nucleotides. RefSeq names its product metaxin-2-like. The record is from RefSeq and is a predicted model, not a curated record. NCBI's taxonomy places the organism in Eukaryota, Metazoa, Arthropoda, Insecta, Diptera, Sciaridae. Gene Ontology annotation, cellular component: cytoplasm; SAM complex. Gene Ontology annotation, biological process: mitochondrion organization.